AUGAAUGAUGGCAAUAACAACAAAGAGGCCAAAGGCAAACGGGUAAUUCUUCCUUCAACUUUUCCAAAUUCUCCAAGAAAUAUGCACCAAAAAUGUGCUGAUGCGAUGUCUAUUUUUUCACACUUUGGACUUCCUGAUCUUUUCAUUACAUUUACCGCAAAUCCCAAGUGGCAAGAAAUUGUUGAAAAUUUAAAACCCGGUGAAGAAGCAAUUGAUCGUCCUGAUAUAGUAUCCAGGGUAUUUCAUUUGAAAAUGAAUUACCUGUUAAAGCAUAUUACAGAUGAUGGGAUUUUUGGAACUGUAAUUGCGUGGGUGUAUGUUAUUGAAUUUCAAAAAAGAGGUCUUCCACAUUCACAUAUAUUAGUUGUUCUUGCUAAUGACUAUAAACUUAAAGAUCCAGAGAGCGUCAAUGCCACAAUUUCUGCCGAAUUCAGUCAAGACCAAGAAACGCAAGAGUUGGUAAAAACGUUUAUGGUACAUGGACAAUGUGGAACAGAUAACCCAAAAGCCCCUUGCAUGUCAGAAAAGGGUUGUUCUAAGCAUUUUCCAAAGGAAUUUUGCAAUGAAACAAUAUUGACAAAUGGAUUUCCUAAGUAUCAAAGACGUCAAUGUGCGCCAGUUAUUGUUCGAGGGAAGAAAGUUGACAAUAGUAUGGUAGUGCCAUAUAAUCCAUAUUUAUUGAAAAGGUUUAAUGCUCAUAUAAAUGUGGAAUGCUGCAGUGGAUUAAUCGACAGUGAAGAUGAGUGGGACAAAACAUUUUCAGAAGCUAUAGAGAUGGAAAUGCCCCAUCAAUUAAGAGAACUUUUUGUGUUUGUAUGUACGAUUAAUAAUACAUUUGAUGCUUUGUCUGUAUGGGAUAAAUAUCACAUUCAAAUGGCUCAAAAUUUUCUACAAGAGGGGAGAAGUCAAAAAGAAGCCGAUAUAUCAGCUUUAAUAGAAAUUGAGAACAUGCUUAGAGAAAGUGAAAAAUCACUUUUGAAUUUCGGCUUCAAUUUAAGCUCGAUAAUUGACCAAAAUGUAGAUACUAUUGUCAAUGUGGAUGAUGUACCAUUUGAAGAAGAAGUAGAUUCUAGAAUUAACAAAUUAAAUGAACAACAAAGAACGGCUUAUGAUACAAUAAUGCGUGCACUAAAUGAAGAAUCCAAUGAAUGUAAAUGUUUCUUUGUUGAUGGACCAGGUGGGUCGGGAAAAACAUUUCUGUAUAACGUUUUGAUUGAUAAAGCUUUGACACUUUCAAAGUCGGUCAAAACUUUUGCUUUUAGUGGGAUUGCUUCAACGUUGAUAAAGGGUGGAAGGACUCUUCAUAGUACUUUUAAGCUUCCAUUAAAUUGCGAUGAAACAAAUAAAUGUAAUUUAUCUAUUGAAGGACCUGAUGCAGAACCUUUUGUGUUUGUGGAUUUGAUUCUUAUUGAUGAGAUAUCAAUGGUACCAAAACGUGUGUUAAUGGCUAUUGACGAAUAUUUACAAGAUGUCAUGGGAAACAAUAUGCCUUUUGGAGGAAAGGUUGUUGUAUUGGGUGGUGACUUUCGUCAAACUUUACCCGUUGUACCAUUUGGGUCAAAGGCGGAAAUCAUUGAUUGUUGUGUAAAAAAGUCUUAUAUAUGGAAAGAAUUCAAAAAAUUGAAACUUACAACAAACAUGAGAAGUGAAGGACAAAUUAAAUUCAACAAGUGGCUUCUUUCAAUUGGAAAUGGAGAAUUGGUUGAUGUUGAAAUACCAAAAAACAUGUUGAGUCAUGAUCUUAUUAAUGAAGUUGUCGAUUCAAAUAACUCCGAAAAAGGAGAGGCUGCCAUUGUUACAAUAGAAUUCUUGAACACUUUGUGUCCUUCUGGACUUCCUCCACAUGAAUUACUUCUUAAAGUUGGAUCGAUAGUGAUACUUUUGAGAAAUAUUCAACCUUCCAUGGGAUUAUGUAAUGGAACACGCCUUAUUAUUACAAAACUAUUUGAACAUUCCAUUGAAUGUCAAUUCACAACAAAUGAUAAACGAAUUGUGAUUCCAAAAUUCAAAUUCGAACCUACAGAACAAAAUUGGCCAUUCAAAUUUACAAGGAUACAAAUACCUGUUGUACCAGCAUUUGCAAUGACUAUAAAUAAAGCACAGGGCCAGUCAUUUACAAGAGUUG
Entamoeba invadens IP1 is the source of this 2125-nucleotide messenger RNA. RefSeq lists its product as hypothetical. The transcript has 3 exons. The record is from RefSeq and is a predicted model, not a curated record. Gene Ontology annotation, biological process: DNA repair; telomere maintenance. The annotation marks the transcript as partial. Gene Ontology annotation, molecular function: DNA helicase activity. Lineage: Eukaryota; Evosea; Mastigamoebida; Endamoebidae.